AUGAGCAGUCGCCUAAAGUCCAUACUCAAGAACCCAAACCGCGUACACAAGAAAAAGCCCGCCGCACCAAGGCGGACAAGCAGCGGUGGCAACAGCAGCGCCGCCACCAGCACCAUCAACAACCGAAGCGCCAGGUCAUCGCCCUCGUCCUCGUCAUGGAGCGACUCGCUCCCAAGGACGAAACCAGGAGCCGCCAGGCCGCAGAAGGCAGAUGACCAGGAAGACUUCUUCCAGGACAAGCUGGACGACACGGGUCUUGUACAAGCCCUCGCGACCGACCUGACCCUCCGCGACGUCCCGCAGGCGAUGCGCUACUCGCGCGAGCACAUGUUCGCCCCAAUGCCGGACCAGCUGUCAUCGCUAGGCCUCAGAUCGACCCGCGUGGCCGAGGUGCUCGGCGCCAGGCGGGCCCUGCCGCCCGUGGUGACGGUCGCGCACCUGCAGGCGCUCCUGCGCAGCCCCACGGCCGUGGACCGGGAAGCAGCUGAGCUCACGCGCGCCGGCGCCUUGCGGAAGGUUGUCGUCCUGAGGCGUGGCAGGGACGGAGGCGUCGGCGAGCUCCUUGUCGCCACCGGGGACCUGGAGCGGCUCGUCGAGGCCAGCGAUGCAGAUGGGGCGCUGGACGAGGGGACCCGGGAGGCUUUCUGCCGAUGGCUUGGGGACAACCCGGCCGCACUCAAGGUCUGCGCCGGCGAUACGGCCCUGGAUGCGAGCAAUGUCGACCAGCUGGUCAGAGCGGGCUUCCUGACGACGGCUCAUGAUCGAGACGUGGGUAGCGUCACGUCUACCUUCGCGCGGCCGGAAGAUAGAGGCACUAAUAUCAGCCUUGCGGCUGUGUCGCGCGCUGCUGCCGGGUCCAUUGACGCUGUGGGAGGCGAGGGAGCCGUCCAUGCAUCCGGGGGCAGCGGGGCCCGGUCCGGAGGUAGUGGUAGCACACACCAGGGCGGCCCCAGUGUUGAUCUCUCACUUGCGGUCCCCGGGCAGGGACCAUACCUGAAGCUUGUGUCGGCGGCGCUAUCACAGCUGACAGCUAUACUUAACAAGUCGUCCUAUAAGGAGAUGCCCGAGACGCUGCUGAGGGAGAGGUGGGACGGUGGCGUGGCGAAGCAGGAGUCGAAACAACACGCAUCUAAGAGGGAGAGGCGGGAGUUUGCUGGGGUGCUGCCGGCUAGAACAAGAAAAUGGAAGGACUUUCAUGGUAUGACCUUCGACUGGAUACUGCAUGAAGCUGUUGGUGCCGGGCUCGUGGAGGUGUUUGAAACAGGGAGCGUGGGCAGAGGGGUCAGGCUGCUGUGA
This is a messenger RNA of Diaporthe citri, 1296 nucleotides long. RefSeq lists its product as uncharacterized. Gene Ontology annotation, molecular function: protein serine/threonine kinase activity. The coding region runs from base 1 to 1296 and encodes 431 amino acids. Lineage: Eukaryota; Fungi; Ascomycota; Sordariomycetes; Diaporthales; Diaporthaceae. Gene Ontology annotation, biological process: positive regulation of Ras protein signal transduction; protein phosphorylation. The transcript has a single exon. The record is from RefSeq and is a predicted model, not a curated record.